GUUGUACCAAAGUUGGAGUAGUCUUUAAUUCUGACAUUAUUAUGAAACAAAAUUUGGAUUUGACAUUUCUGGUUUAAAUUUGUGACAAAAAUCUAUUCAACUUAUAUAAAAACUUAAGUUUCUCUUUUGUUGUUACAAGGACUGUAGUUGGAAGCAAGAUGUGAAGCGUAUUUCCUUGCAUAUUCCAGAUGAUUUGAUUGACAUCUGAGACAUUGAUAAUGAUGACCAAAUACGCAACGAGACUUGUGCUGAGAGGUAUUAUUAAUAUUCCACUUUUGAAGCAAAUAUGUUCACUCUUGGAUGAAAAUUUGAAGCGAGAUGUUCUACCUUUUUUUCACUUUUGCUCAAAUACUAUUCACUCUUGGAUGAGAACAUACAUACAUUAACAUUAACCACUACAGAGAAAAGGUAUUCACUUUCUCUAUACAAAGAGUAUGAUUCUAGUAGUUACUCUGUUUCAAUGGCUACUAUGUUUCAGUUUCCGUAUAUAGAGUUUGAGAAGUAGUUGAUCUUCAAACAUCUUACACUAAGGUCAGAAUUCAAGUUUCAGAAGUAGAUUAUCUCAGUUAAUGACAUCACACAUUUCCGAAUGUUUCAGAUUAUGAAUCCUGCCGUAUGCAAAAACAGAUUCAUGGCUAGUCUAUAUAUCCUUAUGCGAUUGUGUUAAUGCAUGUAACGUCUGCACUAUUACCAAUGCAUGGCUAGUCUAUAUAUCCUUAUGCGAUUGUGUUAAUGAGCGAUUGCAAAGGAACAUAAAGUAAAUAACACAUAUACAUUUUUUAACGAGGUCCAUCUCCCGGACUACAUCCAAAACUCAUUUAAUAGAAAAGAACACAAACGACUUUACUCUAUGGUAACCACUCUUAACUAGAUUUAUAAUAAAGAGCAACUACUAUCUUCUCUGACAAAUAUAGUUUUCUAUAACAAAACUACCAACAGAUAGGAUGUCUCACAGACAUCCAUUUGCAUCUUCAAUAAACCCUAGACCUGUAACUGAUUUUCUGUCACCGUUUCGUUAUCUUUAUACUCCAAUCCAAUCGAACAAACCCUAAAGCCCACUAAUCUCAGUUAGGCUUUUGCUUUGUAAACAAGGUCUAAUUCUUCUUAGUAAUCAAGCCCACGUGACUCUUUCCUAUCACCAUGGUUCAAUGCCACAUCAUCACAUUGUACUCGAACCCAACUUGUAUGUCCAUGACACCUCGUGCCAUUCCCAUACACCAGAUCAGACGUUAGAGAUCUUGUGUAACACAUGUCAUCAUAUCAAGUUAUUGCUUCAGCGAAACACCAUCUUUGGAUCACUCUUGUGCGUUUCUUCCACUCUCGCAUUUGCGCCUCAGUACACAUACUGUGUACGCAACAUGUUCUAACAAGUUCCUAAGUCAGUCAUCAAUAUAACUCAGUCAACACAACUCUUCACCCUAUAAUAUAUGUAAACUGGAUGGAGUUAUAGGUUCAGAAAAAAAUCUUUUCUCUUGACUUUAAUUACAUGUGGAUGGAACAAGUUAAGUUUUUCUUCUUCUUUUUUAAAUGUGGAACAAAGUUUUGGACCUCAGUGCUUAAGCCCAUAUGCAAUAUAAGCGAGACUAAAAUAUAAGCGACAGUUUGGUCUUUAGUUAAAGUUGUGGUGAUAUAACUAUAUAAGCAAUACUAUAUAUGUUGCGAGCUUUUUGUUCCGUGGAUCAUGUUGCUUCUCUAACUCAAUUUCCCUUGCCCAUAACUGCAACACGUUAAGGAUCUCUAAUGCAUAAAUACAAAGGAAGAAGAAACGGAGUUGUAAAACAUACAGUACUGUAUUACCUUGAGCAUUGACCUUUAUGAAACGUGAGGGCCAGAGGCUUGCGUUUCUCAUUUACUGUAGUGUGACAGAGUUGAAGAAAGACUAUUAGUUAGCUUUGAUAUUAUUUAAAGCAUAGACUGUGAGGUUAAAUGUGAAUUUGCUGAUGAAUCCUUAUUGAAUUAUUCAUACUGGCAUUCAGACAGACACACACACACAUACACUCAUUGCAUAUUUGUUCAAAUUGUUAUGGUCAUUAUAAUUGUAUAAUUCCACUUGACAUGAGUUGUAAAUGCACUUGAGAACUUGUAUUUUGUGAAAUGAGUUAUAAUACCAGCAUGGCCUUGUUGAUGAUCAAAACCACUUUCGGCUAGGACGUCUUUUUGCUAGGUAUGGUGUUAUCUUCCCCACAAUUUGGCUUCAGCCUAGCUUUUUUCCUCUACAUAAAAACUGAAUCACUAACUAAACUUCAAAUGUUUUUGCACUGUAAGUGUUACAGUUUUUACUUGGCAUAGCAAACUUUAACUUUGUGUUCAAGUCUCAGACAUGCAUUUACUGUGUGGAUGUGACAAAACAAAUGGAAAGAGUGUGUGAUCAGAUAAAGAUGUACUUUGGUUGAACAUAGUCCAACAUGUUUUUAAAAAAAAAAAAAUGUUUAUUUAUAAGUUUUCCUUUUGUCAGUGUAAUUCAUAACCAGCUAGCUUCUGUUGGCUUUGACUGUAAUUUAUAACAUUAUAUGGGGUUAAACUGUAAAUAACAUGAUCUUUUUACAUGUAAACUCUGUUUUCUUCCCUUUGACUCAACUUUGUCUAUAAGUUUCGUUGUUCUUGACUCAUUUCUCUUUCAAACAUAGUCUCUCUCCAUGUCUGAAAGUGACGAAGAUGUUGCUGAUCUUCCCCGUUUCUUCAAGGUCUUCCUCCCAGAAACUGCUUCUGAAUCAAUGGCGAUUCCAAAGUCUUUCAAUGCGCAUCUUCAAGACCCACUGCCACAAACAGCUAAGCUCCAAGGCAUUGGAGGUGGUGUUUGGACUGUGAGUUUCAAGAAGAUACGUGGCGUUGCGUAUUUCACUUCAGGGUGGUCCAAGUUUGCAGAGGACCAUGAACUCAAGCACGGAGAGUUCUUGACCUUUGUCUACGACGGUUCCCACACUUUCGAGGUCAGCGUCUUUGGUCGUUCGGAAUGUAAGGAGAUAAGAGCUGUCGUGGAGACAGUCAACCUCUCUGAUGCUAAUUCUGACGAAGAAGAAGAAGAAGAUUCUUCAGUGGUUGCUGCUGAUUCGAAUGAGGGUGAUGAUCCUUCUUUCCAUGCUGGUGAAGAUGAUGAGGUCAGCCAGAGUAUCAACCCUGUUGACAGUGAUGACACAGUAUCUGUUGCUGAAGUUGUUGCAGGGUUUCCUAAUUUGGAGGUUGAGUCUAAUCCAUGCUUUACUACUACCCUCAAGAAAAGGAUCUAUGACGUGUUGAUUCCUGCAGCUGUGGUGAAAGAACAUGGACUUACAUUUUGUGACCGCAUCAAGUACAUCGAUGGAGAAGGGAUCUUGGAUGGGGCUAUACUGAACUGUUCUUAUUAUGGCAUUUCCUUCAAAGGAUGGGGCAGGAUUUGUAGAAGGAACAGGCUUAAAGAGAAUGAUACUGUCCACUGUGAGAUGCUUCAUAUUAGGAAGAAAGUUCAUUCAAUCAAGAUCACGAUCACUCGUGGUUGAAUUACUCAUCAUCAUUAUCAGUUCACACCACACCCUUCAUCAAUCACUUAUUCACUAUCAUGAGUUCUAUUGCUUUUUGUUUGUUUUAGGUGUGUGGUAGUUUUAUUCUCAGGUUUUAUCCUAGUAGUACUUUCUUUAUUUGAAUUCUUAUUAUGUAAUGCAUCUAUGAUUUUUAAGUAUGUUUCCAAGCUUAAAAAAAAAUCCAACAAGCUUCAUAUAACAGAGAGAGUGAAGCAAAAUGUGGAGUUCUUCACUUUUGCUCAAAUAUUAUUCACUCUUGGAUGAGAACAUACAUGCAUUAACACUCCUUUUUUUCUUUGUAUUUCCUAUCGUCUAUUGGCUGCACAAGAUAGAUGCUCUGAGCCUAUGAAAAUGUUGCGCUGCCAUGUUGUCAAGAAGAAGUCGCAGCAGAACAUGAGGACACCAUGGACGAGUGCAUGCGUGCGGUCCAACAACAUAUAUGAAAAAAUAAUAAUGGGCCGCCCCAUGAGUCAAUUUAUAAUUCACAUAAUUCCACACUCUUGUUUCUGUGAGCUUUGAGGAAAGUACAGGCAGCCUAUACCAAAGUUUAGAUAUAGAUUCUUCGUUAGGUGUAUAGCUUUUAAGUUUUAACAGAAUCUUAUUGCGUUCUUUCUGACAAAUUGAAGGUUACAUUGU
Brassica rapa (field mustard) is the source of this 4133-nucleotide messenger RNA. Its product is annotated as B3 domain-containing protein REM20-like. Gene Ontology annotation, molecular function: DNA binding. Lineage: Eukaryota; Viridiplantae; Streptophyta; Magnoliopsida; Brassicales; Brassicaceae. The record is from RefSeq and is a predicted model, not a curated record.